Onthophagus taurus is the source of this 1207-nucleotide messenger RNA. Its product is annotated as ADP-ribosylhydrolase ARH3. Gene Ontology annotation, cellular component: nucleus; mitochondrion. The record is from RefSeq and is a predicted model, not a curated record. NCBI's taxonomy places the organism in Eukaryota, Metazoa, Arthropoda, Insecta, Coleoptera, Scarabaeidae.
ACAUAACCUCAUUUCUCUUUUUAAACAUAACCUUAAUUUAGUAUCAGUUCUAUUUUUAAAUAAUUUUUAAUAAAUAAAAAAGAUUAAGAAUGGCGGUUUUAUUAGAUAGUGUUCUUAUGAAAGCAAAGUUUCGUGGUUGUAUGCUUGGGACGUUAAUGGGUGAUUGUUUAGGAGCCCCUUUUGAAGGUGAUCCAGGAAGUAGGGCUAUAGUCCAAAAGUAUUUCGAUAAAAUCGAUGGGGAAUACACUAAAUCACCAAUUAAAAUGUACACGGAUGAUACCGCAAUGACGAAAUCAAUCGCAAAGUGUUUAAUAGAUAAACCCCCUUUUGAUUAUAAAUACUUAGCGAAGCUAUUUGUAAAAGAAUACUUUAAAGAACCACGGAGAGGAUAUGGACCCGGCGUUACCCAAGUUUUUAAUAAACUGCGUUCGUACAAAUACGAAGACAUUUAUAAACCUGCUAAAGAACAAUUUGAAGGAACUGGUUCAUAUGGAAAUGGAGGGGCGAUGAGAAUAUCCCCAAUUCCGUUAUUUUUCGCUAAUAACUAUGAUGCUUUAAUUGAAGCUGUUGUAAAAUCGACGGAAAUUACUCAUACCCAUACUUUAGGGGUUAAUGGCUCAAUUUUACAAGCGAUUGCUAUCCAUCAAGGUUUAAUGUUACAUCCAGAAGAAAAAGCUGAUUAUAAAGUAUUCAUUGAGAAAUUAAUUGGGAAAAUGAAGAAAUUUGAAGGAGGUGAAAUAAAAGACAUUGAUGAUCCAUCACCGUAUCAAUCGCAAUUAAAACGUAUUCAAAAAUUAUUUGAAAUUGAAAAACCUAACGAACCGGUUAGUGAUGAUGAAGUUGUGGCGUGUCUUGGGAAUAGUAUUUCCGCUCUCCAUUCGGUCCCUACAGCUAUUUAUUGCUAUUUAAGGGCACAAAAUGAUAUUCCCGAUUUAAAGGCUGAUAAUCCUUUUAGAAGAUCAAUCCAAUAUGCCAUAUCAUUAGGUGGUGAUACAGAUACAAUAGCUGCUAUGACAGGAAGCAUAGCUGGGGCUCAUUAUGGGGAACGUUUUGUGAGUGAGAAUAUGAAGAAACAUUGUGAAUUUGUGAAGGAAAUGGUUGAAUUAGCCGAUGAUUUAUUUAAAGUUAGUGAUUUAGGGGGAAAGUGAUGAAUUGUUAAAUAAAUUAUGUUGUAUAGAUUUCAGACAAUAUAAAAUAUAUUAUUAUU